AUGACUAUGAUUAAAGCUCUGCUGGACAUGAGGAUCAUACUUCUGCUGUACUGGCUUGGGGUGUUUCUGUCCUUUUGUGGACACACCGAGGCUGACCACUCCAGAUACCACAGUCCCCCAGAAGUGGUGAUUCCUUUGAAGAUACUUGGCACUGGCAGAGGCAUGAAGCCUUCAGACUGGCUCUCUUACAGCCUGCAUUUUGGGGGCAAGAGACACAUUGUCCACAUAAAGGUCAAGAAGUAUUUGCUGUCCAGGCACCUCCCAGUGUUCACCUACACAGACCAAGGUGCUCUCCUUGAGGACCAACCCUUUGUUCACCAUGACUGCUACUAUCACGGUUAUGUGGAGGGGGACCCAGAAUCCUUGGUUGCCCUCAGUUCCUGUUUUGGUGGCUUCCGAGGAUUGUUACAGAUAAAUGACAGUGCUUAUGAAAUUAAGCCCAUGACUUUUUCUACUAAAUUUGAACAUUUGAUAUUUAAAAUGGAGAGUGAGGAGUCUCAGUUUUCAGAAAUGAACUCUGACUUUGUGCUAGAGGAAAUUUUACCCCAACUGGAGUCUCAAGAGAUUAAUAAUUUCACUCAGAAGCAAACUGGUUAUGGGAGCUGGUGGCGCCAUUUUUUUAUUGUUGAACUAGUAGUGGUGGUGGACCAUACUCUAUAUCUUCAUAUAAAAAAGAAUAUUUCAAAGUAUACUGAAGAGCUAUAUACUAUCAUAAAUAUAGCAGAUUCCAUUUAUGAGAUAUUAGGUAUUAGAUUGUUAUUGUUUGGUAUGGAGUUCUGGACUAAAAAAAACUACAUUGAAGUUAAUGAUAUAAGGAGAUCUCUGAAAUAUUUUUGCAUUUGGAAAAAUGAUAACCUUGCUCCCCGCCUGCCACAUGAUACUGCACAUCUUUUUAUGCAUAAACCAGUAAGAGGAAUGAGUGGUUUAGGUUAUGUUAGAGGGAUGUGUCAACCACGUUAUAGUUGUGCAAUUGUUACUAUGUUAAACAGGUCCUUGACCUUGGUUGGAAUUGCAGUAGCUCAUCAUAUUGGCCAUAAUUUGGGUAUGUUUCAUGAUGGUGAUUUUUGUACAUGUGGACACUUAAGAUGUAUAAUGCAUACUUCAAACCCACCAAUAACAACAUUUAGCAAUUGUAGUCUUUCUUUUUUUUGGUUAUAUACUAUACAUGAAGCAAAAUGUAUGCUCUACGAGAUAUACACAAAGGAUAUAUUUUCAAAGAAGCGCUGUGGGGAUGGUAUUGUUGAAGAAGAAGAGGAGUGUGACUGUGGACCUUUACAGAAUUGUGCAAAAGAUGCCUGUUGUCUAUCAAACUGCACUAUGACUUAUGGGUCUACUUGUGCUCACGGACUUUGUUGCAAAGACUGCCAGUUAUUACCAUCUGGAGAAAUGUGUAGAAGAGAGGCCAAUGAAUGUGACCUUCCAGAGUGGUGUGAUGGAUCAUCUCCUCAGUGCCCAGAUGAUGUGUAUGUGGAGGAUGGAAUUCCUUGUAAUGAAAGUGCCUAUUGCUAUGAGAAGAGAUGUAACGACCGCAAUGAUCUGUGUAAGCAGAUUUUUGGCCCAGAGGCAAAGAGUGCAAGUCAAAAUUGCUACAAAAAUGUAAACACUCUUGGUGACCGUUUUGGUAACUGUGGUAUCAACCAGUCUUCAUAUGUAAAAUGUAAUAUCUCAGACAUCCUGUGUGGGAGAGUUCAGUGUACGAAUGUGAGAGAAAUUCCCCUUUUGAGGGAUCAUUCUACUGUGCAUCAGUAUCACUUCAAUGAGGUCACCUGCUGGGGUCUCGACUACCACUUUGGGAUGCCCAAACCUGAUAUUGGUGAAGUACAAGAUGGCACAGGGUGUGGUGAAGAACACCUCUGCAUUGACAGGAAGUGUGUCCAUAUAUCUCGCUUGGAUAGUAAUUGUUCACCUGAGUUCUGCAACAUGAGGGGCAUUUGCAACAACAGACAUCACUGCCAUUGCAACUAUAUGUGGGACCCACCCAACUGCCUAGUAAGGGGCAAUGGAGGUAGCGUUGAUAGUGGCCCACCCCCUAAGAGAGAAAAGUUUAACAAAAGUUAUGUGUUAUGGUUCUCGCUUUUAUGGUUGCUUCUCUUAUUAUGUUGUCUUCUUUGCCUUUGUCUGAAGAGAAAAAAGGAGGAAAAAGUUCCGACUCAACCUGCAAAGCCAGAGCAAAAGGUUCCGAGUGGGACUGCAACGCCAGCGCAAAAGGCUCCAAGUGGUACUGAAAAGCCAGCGCAAAAGGCUCCGAGUGGGACUGCAACGCCAGCGCAAAAGGCUCCGAGUGGGACUGCAAAGCCAGCGCAAAAGGCUCCACGUGGGACUGCAACGCCAGCGCGAAAGGCUUCGAGUGGGACUGCAAAGCCAGCGCAAAAGGCUUCGAGUGGGACUGCAAAGCCAGCGCAAAAGGCUCCUAGUGGGACUGCAAAGCCACCUCAAAAGGCUCCGAGUGGGACUGAAAAGACACCUCAAAAGGCUCCAAAGUCUCCAAGUCAGACUGCAAAACCACAGCAAAAUGUUCAGAGUCAAUCCAGCAUAUCAGUUCGCCAGAGUCAAAGUGGGAAACAAAAGUCAUCAAGCGUAAAAAGUGCACCUAAAUAA
Messenger RNA from Enhydra lutris kenyoni (northern sea otter), 2598 nucleotides. Its product is annotated as ADAM metallopeptidase domain 29. NCBI's taxonomy places the organism in Eukaryota, Metazoa, Chordata, Mammalia, Carnivora, Mustelidae. The transcript has a single exon. Gene Ontology annotation, biological process: proteolysis; male gonad development. Gene Ontology annotation, cellular component: plasma membrane; external side of plasma membrane; sperm head plasma membrane. The record is from RefSeq and is a predicted model, not a curated record. Gene Ontology annotation, molecular function: metalloendopeptidase activity. The coding region runs from base 1 to 2598 and encodes 865 amino acids.